Lymnaea stagnalis (great pond snail) is the source of this 3694-nucleotide messenger RNA. The record is from the annotation of a GenBank genome assembly. NCBI's taxonomy places the organism in Eukaryota, Metazoa, Mollusca, Gastropoda, Lymnaeidae.
AGAUCUCCUGUGUAGACUUUGCUUGCUGCAUUCAAGUCAUGAUUGAUGAAGACAGAUUUAUGCACACGAGUAAACAAGUCGUGAUCUAAGCUAAAUAUAAUUAUGAUACUGGGACUAUGAGUGUAAUACUCAAUAGUCUGAGUUUGAGCGAUGAAAUUAUUGUUGAACAAACACAUCACCUAAGCAUCUACUCACCAGUAAAUACAUCGGUUAUGACAGAAGAAAAGCUAGACUCAAGCAAUGAGACCGGAUCACAUUGCGGUCGUGGGGAUUUAACUGGAGUACUUGGCUUGUUUGUUCAAGCUUUACUUGCCUUACUUGCCUUUACAUCUUUAAUAGGUUGGUUGUUGUUCAUUCUUUGAGUAUUUUUUAUAUAAAAAUAGUUACAUAUCAAUGUCUAAGCUGAAAUUAUGUUUAAACCAGGAUGCUUAAAUCUGUGGGAUGAAACUUUAGUACACCGAGAUGUUAAUGUUACCUUAAACAUUAAUAAAUAUAAAAAAAAUUCCUCUCGUACACUAAAUUACAAAAUAUGCAUAUGUUGAAACAAUCUAUUAAAGUGGUACAGAAUACAACUCUUUUAGUUUUUUUAAUUUAUUUAUUUCAGUAAAGAGAUAUUGUGAACCUAAACCAUCUAGAAGACCCUGGAUGAUAUGGUAAUAUAUUUUCACUUUCUUGCCUAAUAAAGAUAAUAUAAAUUUUUGUGUUUUGCACAUAGGUGGCCAGUAAUUCCAAUUUCAUUAAGCUAUUUUUAUAGCUGGUCAACUUUCAGGGAACUUAUUUAAAUCCCACAGCCUUAAUGACUCCGUACCAACUGGCUGACAAGAUUCCAAAUGAAUUUGAACCCACCAUCGAGGAGAGCUUUACCAUUAUUCCUCAGGGUUGCCAAAUAAAUAUAUGAAGCAGAGGAUAUUUAAGAUUAAAGUCCUACAUAUCACUUUAUAUUUUAAACAUAUUCAGGUGAUGGAGAUAUUUUUUCUACAUUUAGUUUUUUUUUUAAUUUGAUAUUACAAUAUAAUUUAUAUUUUUAGUAAAUUCAUACAAACUCGUACAUUUUUCUAAGUGUAUUUCAUUAACUGGAUAUUAAAAAACUGUGAGUAGAUAGAAGUUUUUUAAAUUACUAAAUGAACUGUAGAAUAACUAUUGCUGAUAUUAGGAAUCAGGAAUACUUGGAUGAAACUAGUAAUAAAAAUUAUGUGAUUUUGAAUUAGUCCAAAAAAUCAUGUCUGGAAGUUCAAUUAUACAAUUAGGUCUUGAAGUUCAAUUAUUCAACAGUUUCAUGUUUCUCUUUUUCACUGCUAAUUUAGUUUAUUGCAUUGUAACCUUAAUGUUGAAACUAUUUAUGAUUUUUAAGGUUCUUUGAUACUUCAAAACAAGGUGUUGGUGCUGCUGUUCUGCACUUUGCCAACUUGUUUCUGUCUGAUGUCUUUCAGGGAGAUCCUUGCACUUGGUAACCAAAUUAUCACUUUUUCAUUUAAAUAAUAAAUAAUUUCUUUAGAGAGGGGGGGGGUGGCUGGAAGUGAAACGUAUCUGCGGAAUGGCGGCUGCAAUUAGUCAUAGAACCCCAAACUUUUUUGUUGUUGUAGGAUUUACUCUCCCCAUUGCUAUAUAUUAUUACUUAAAUAUAACUUAUUUUGUACCAUAUAAAAAAUAUUUAUUUAAUAAAAACCUUAAAGAUAAUUUAGUUUUUUUUACUGUUGUUUUUAAUGAAUUCUUCUGAUAAAUUAACUCAUUGGUUUUUUAUUAUUUGGAAAACACUAAUAUGCAAGAACCAUUAAAAAAAAACAUUAACAUUUUGUUUGUCUUGAAGGUACUUUAUCAGCUUUUUGCUUGACUCCACCGUUGGGUUACUGGUGAUCUACCUUGGGCUCAAAUCAUGUCAGAUCUUAGCUCAUCGCUAUGGGUGGAAAUCUAUAUACUUUGGAGAGUAUGGUAUGCUUCUGACAUUUUCAGCUUGUCACUACACUUCAACUCUCUAUAUAUAACCACUACUAGUCUAAGAAUUAUUAAAGGGGCUGGAGUUGAUACAUCUUUCUUGUUUUAGAGAAAAAUCAAUACACAUUAAUAUAAAUCAAACCUUCCUUUCCACUUGUAGGUGACCCUCCAAAAUGUAAUGCUUGGGUUGGCCAGUGUGCUCUAUACAUUCUAGUCAUGAUUGUUACCAAGUUGCUGAUGACACUUCUAGUACUAUUUAAAUUUUGGACUGAGGUAUGUGUACUGAUGGUGCAUAAUUUUUUUUAUUUAUUUCAAAGCAUCUUUCAAAUUCAAUUGGACAAGUAAAAUUUGUUUGCUGGAAAUUUGUAAGAAAGAAAUUUGUUCAAGUGAAAAUUUUUGGAUAGAAGUUUUUUUUAAAAAUGGAAUCUUGUGGCUGUGGGGAUUUUUUACUUAUUAAUAAGUUUACAUUUUUAAAGUUACAUGCUAUCUUCCCUUAAGAAACAUUUUAAAUAAAUUUAAUAAAAUCUGUUUAACAAAUUUAGGACAAUCAUCAGUUCUCACAAAUUUCUUUCUUGCCGGUACAAAUUUCCGGAUAUUGCAAAAUUUGGAGGUUAUUUAGCUGUGAAAUUAAAGCUUAUGCGUUUGUAGUAAAUCAGAUAGUUAGAAAUUAAACUUAAAGUUUAAUCUUGAAUGAUUACUGAAAGAAGGUUGUAGCAUGAAUGAAAUGUGUUUGAUGAUUGUUGUUAUUUCUCUUAACCAUCUGAGAGUAUUGUACUAUUAUUUUUUUCUGAGUUUGUUUUUAAAAACCCUGUUUUACAUCAGAAAAAUCUACUCAUUUCUUAUGUACCAAAAUAAAAAAGAUGAUUUAUCCCUCUGGUUUUAAUUCAUUUCCUUAAAAUAUUUUAUUCCCUUACAGCUUAAAGUCAUCUUGAAAGUUCCACUGAGAAGUUCUAGUUGAAUCAUUUCAUUAUAAUGUUCCUUUUUUUUUUAUAGUUCUAUUUUUAUUUGGUUCAGGUCCGAAUGUUUAUAAUGGCACCCAUCACUAACCCUGAAGUGGAGAUCGUUCUAGUCAUGUUCCUUGUUCCUCUUGUUGUUAAUGUAAGUUUCUCCCUAAUUAUAUUAUGUUAAAAGAAAACCACACCAGAAAGGCAGCUUAUGCUAAUUUUUAUCUCUUGUUUAUCUAAUUUGGGUUGUAAUAAAGUUAGUAUAUUAUGUUAAAUAUUGUAUUAUGAUCUCUGGUUUAUUCAUAACUUCUACUAAUCUUAUCUAGUAUUGAAGUAAUGCAAUAAGAUCAAAACAGUUAUUUGUUGUUAAUAGUAGUUUACUUUAUUUAACAAAUCUUGAACCAUGAUUAUAUUUUAAGUCAUUGAUGAAUUGCAGGGUGAGGCUUGUUGUCAUAAAACUUGCAUUUUAAGAAAUAGCCUUGAACUUAAAACUUUCUUUUAGAUUGAACUCUUUGUCUCCUGCAGGCCAUAGUUUUCUGGGUUGUGGACAAUUUCCUGAAACACUCCAUACAAAACUCUAAGACAAUAUAUGUGAACUCAGCUUCUGAAGGGAGAGUCAAGUACUUUCAUAAUUCUGAUACUGUCAAAUGUUACAGUCGCAUAGAAAGAUCUGACGACCCAGACUGUGACUUGCUGUUGUCGUCAGAGGAAUCAGAUGUUAGACCUCGGUCUAACGCUACUCAUUCAGACCGUCUUAUCAGAUGAUGAUUUGGGAGAUGUAAUGAACAUUUAGUACUAGCCAACAAACAAGGUAGGGG